AUGUCAUUGUUGUUCGUCUUAUAUUUUUCUUUGGUUUAUCUGUCUCUGUUUCUCUGUUUUCCAGAAAGCAUAAACCGGCAAAAUUUCGUGAGUCGCGAGACAUUUCAUGAUCUGGAAGUCCAUCGGAAUCAAAGUCGCCCGGAACAUUUUCAUCCUCCUCUAUGGCGUCCGGAUAUCACCAGAAUACAGCCAUCCAAUAUAAAGAUCCCACAAGUUGAUAGCUUUGCCAGUACCAUUUGGAAUCAUAACUCCGAAGGGGGCCAUUCAUUGUCCAAGAGAUCGAAACCCUGGAAUAAAUUAUUGGAAGGCGCCGAUACGGAAAUCCAAGCCGAUGAAGAAAAUCGUGAAAGGAGAAGAGGGUAA
This is a messenger RNA of Histoplasma capsulatum G186AR, 363 nucleotides long. RefSeq lists its product as uncharacterized. The record is from RefSeq and is a predicted model, not a curated record. The coding region runs from base 1 to 363 and encodes 120 amino acids. NCBI's taxonomy places the organism in Eukaryota, Fungi, Ascomycota, Eurotiomycetes, Onygenales, Ajellomycetaceae. The transcript is spliced from 3 exons.